Messenger RNA from Entamoeba nuttalli P19, 420 nucleotides. RefSeq names its product Rho guanine nucleotide exchange factor, putative. The transcript has a single exon. NCBI's taxonomy places the organism in Eukaryota, Evosea, Mastigamoebida, Endamoebidae. The record is from RefSeq and is a predicted model, not a curated record. The coding region runs from base 1 to 420 and encodes 139 amino acids.
AUGUACUUAACUAAUAAUUUAGUUAGUAAGCCAACACAAUGGAAUUAUUUCUUUUUGUUCAGUGACAGAUUGAUUGGGACUGUGAUCAAGAAGUAUCAUGGAAAAGAAGUUAGAGAUGAAAAAAUGAUGGAAGAAGCAAUAGAAGAAAUUAAUAAAAUUGGUGAUUAUCAACAGUUACAAGACUUCCAAUUUGCUAAAGAGAUUGAUGCUUUAUUUACUGAAGGAAGUGGAAUAUACCUUAUUGAAGAUUGUGAAAUGGUAAAGAAUAUGGUUAGUUGCAAACUAAACCAAAUUCCAUAUAAAUUUUCAUGUGAAACAAAAGAAGAGUGUGAAGCAUGGAACUCAUUAAUAUUUGAUCAAGUGGAACGUGUGAAUGCCUUAGCUAAAAAGAAAGUUGAAACAGUUAAAGCUAAUAAAUAA